Messenger RNA from Entrophospora sp. SA101, 528 nucleotides. NCBI's taxonomy places the organism in Eukaryota, Fungi, Glomeromycota, Glomeromycetes, Entrophosporales, Entrophosporaceae. The record is from the annotation of a GenBank genome assembly.
AUGUACCAAAUCAGAUUACCCAUAAUAGCCGAAAAGACCGCCUUGGUCUCCGAAAAGGUUGCCGAAGUAGCCGAAAAUGUAGCUUACUAUGCCAAAUUAGGAGCCGAAAAAGCCAAAGCCGGAGCCAAAAAGUUUAAAAACUUUAACGAAGCAAUCGAGCAAAAAGCCCGCGAAACCAAAAUAGAGUAUCAACAGGCUAUCCGCAAAGAAGAAUUUCGCCAAAUCAACCAAGAGAUUAUUGAUGGGAGUGCUUUUAAAAGUUUUCGCAUGAACGAAAACAACCUAGAAACCAAAACUUUUUCUCUCAAAGUAGAUAAGCUUUUUUACGAAGCAAUGGGCGAAGGUAAAGUUUUUGAACAACUAGCAACCCAAGCUUAUGCUUAUUUUGGUAGCACUAAAUGGCAAAUUGAAGAAGGAUUUACCGAAGAAAAAGAAGGUAAAAUAACCUUUACCAUGCGCGUAUCCGGAAAAAAAGGAAUUAUUAAAGGCACCAAAGACGAAGCUCAGCAAGAAAACAAAACUUUGUGA